GAGCCGACCCAAUGCAGGCGCCGAGCGAGCUGGGAGAGAUUUAAAACGCUUUGGAUUCCCUGGGCCUGGGUGGGGAGAGCGAGCUGGGUGCCUCCUGUCUCCUCUACUUUCAGCACCUCAUGAGCCGACCCUCGGCCCCAUGGAUCCUGGCAAUUAUGCCACCUUGGACGUGGCCAAGGAUAUCGAAGGCUUGCUGGCAACCGGAGGGAGUCGGCAUCUAGUCGCCCACUCCCCAUUGACCAGCCACCCAGCGGCGCCUACGCUGAUGCCCGCUGCCAACUAUGCCCCCCUGGAUCUGCCAGGCUCUGCGGAGCAGCCGAAGCAGUGCCACCCAUGCCCUGGGGUGCCUCAGGGGGCAUCCCCAGCUCCAGUGCCUUACGGCUACUUUGGAGGCGGGUACUACUCUUGCCGAGUGUCCCGGAGCUCGCUGAAACCCUGUGCCCAGGCAGCCACCCUGGCUGCCUACCCUGCAGAAACUCCUGCGGCCGGGGAGGAGUACCCCAGCCGCCCCACCGAGUUUGCCUUUUAUCCAGGGUACCCAGGACCCUACCAGCCUAUGGCCAGUUACCUGGAUGUGUCUGUGGUACAGACCCUGGGCGCCCCUGGGGAGCCCCGUCACGACUCUCUGCUGCCAGUGGACAGUUACCAGCCCUGGGCUCUCGCUGGCAGCUGGAACAGCCAGAUGUGUUGCCAGGGAGAACAGAACCAACCGGGUCCCUUCUGGAAGGCGGCAUUUGCAGACUCGAACGCACAGCACCCUCCCGACGGCUGCGCCUUCCGCCGAGGCCGCAAGAAACGCAUUCCCUACAGCAAGGGGCAGCUGCGCGAGCUGGAGCGCGAGUACGCGGCUAACAAGUUUAUCACCAAGGACAAGAGGCGCAAGAUCUCGGCGGCCACCAGCCUCUCUGAGCGCCAGAUCACCAUCUGGUUUCAGAACCGCCGGGUCAAGGAGAAGAAGGUCCUCGCCAAGGUCAAGACAAGUGCUACCCAGUGAGGGAGCUCCUUGGCUGGGUGGGGGGAACAGAAGGAGAAGUCCCUGGGGAGACCAGGACUCUGCCAGGGCCAGGCUGGGCCCCAGGACUCUGCUGAGGUGGCCCCCCAGAGAGAACACCCUUCCCAGGCCAUGGCUGGCUCCCUGGGCUGUUCCUCAGAGGCAAGCUGGAUACCCCCAUCUGCUGCAGAGAGCAAGUUAGGCCAGAGUUAGGCCCAUUCCUCCAGGGCUACACCACUCAAAGGACCUAUCUCAGUCAUAAUCCUUCAUCCUCACAUUGGCGAUAAUCACCAUAACCAGAUCCAGUGGCCAUGAUAGUUAGCCUCAUAUUUUCUAUCUAGAGCUCUGUAGAGCACUUUCAAAACCGUUUUCAUGGAUUGAGCUGAUCAGGAAUAAACUUGGAA
Orycteropus afer afer is the source of this 1395-nucleotide messenger RNA. It is a transcript of the gene HOXB13, whose product is annotated as homeobox B13. Lineage: Eukaryota; Metazoa; Chordata; Mammalia; Tubulidentata; Orycteropodidae. Gene Ontology annotation, molecular function: DNA-binding transcription factor activity, RNA polymerase II-specific; RNA polymerase II cis-regulatory region sequence-specific DNA binding. Gene Ontology annotation, biological process: regulation of transcription by RNA polymerase II. The record is from RefSeq and is a predicted model, not a curated record.